AUGGAAAUCGUACUCUCAGGGCCCCUUGGAUCCCCUAUUGAGACACUGCUCCAGAGGCACAUUCGUAUGGAGACCGCCCAUGAUGAUGACUUGGGAGACAUGCCAGUGACGCCCAUAAUAUGUAUGAAAGGACCAGGUCUCUUUGAGGCAGAAAUGUUUACUGUCUGUGUGGAUGGUGUUGUGAUAUUGACUACUCAGCGGGCUGCAGCUUUCAAAGUCAUGUUCCUCUUAUACUUCGUUCUUAACAUAGAGUAUCCACCUGAAGUGGCUUUGACACUGGAGUUUGUGCAGAGGGCAAUCGCGGGCAUCAACCCGGAAAGAAGCACAAAGGCACGACGAACGUCGAAGAAGCAGUAUUGUUUGUCGCCAAAAGUCGCUGCCUUGGCAAAUGCCCUGGAUCAAUACAAGUUCGAAGCUUGAGUUUGACCUUUAAUAAACAGUAAAAUUUGGAAGUUCAAA
Messenger RNA from Dermacentor silvarum, 459 nucleotides. RefSeq lists its product as uncharacterized. Lineage: Eukaryota; Metazoa; Arthropoda; Arachnida; Ixodida; Ixodidae. The coding region runs from base 1 to 420 and encodes 139 amino acids. The record is from RefSeq and is a predicted model, not a curated record. The transcript has 4 exons.